CAAAAUAAAGCAAUCAAUCAAUUAGCUACUGCUAUACUUCUGCAGGAACAUUUUAGUUUGAUAAGUUUGCUCACUAUUAGGUUGGACAAUCAUGAUUAGAGAACACAUCUGACAGUAAUACGACAUUAUUGUUUGUGUCUUGUUUCCCUUAAUGUGAAUGUAUUUCAAAUAAUUAAGGGUGCUUAUUCUUGAAUAUGUGAGACGUGCCAGUUGUUUUAAAGGUGUAGGCACAGUAGUAAUGUUCCUGCCCUCAAAAUAUUUGGAGAUGGGUGAAUCAUAAAAAGGAUGAAACACCUGUGUCCGUGCGUGUCAUUAUGUUAGAAGUAAUAUGUUACUUGCAAAUUAUAGAGACGUUAAAUGCAGUGUUCGAUCUAUAUGUAUAUGGUAUGACAUUAUUGUAGUUGAACACUCAUAAUAUUCUAUUGAUUCGAAUGCUUGUGGUUAGUUUCUCCAAGUGUACUUUAUUUAAUAUGAUGUAUAAGGUAUCUGUUUUUGCUUUAUGAAGCUGAGUUAAUAUCAGAAACAACUUUUUGAUGCAGUUAACAUAAUGUCGUCGAACAUCUUAAUGAUGAAAACAAUUCUGGUGAUGAUGACGUAGUGAUAAGCAAAGUUGAGGCUGCGAGCGUUCUCUGCUCUUUUGUGGCUGUAAUAAAAACUAAAACCAGCUAGCUUGUUAUUCAGAUUACUUUUAGCGUUUAAAGUGUGUUAUAUAGUUACAUUUUGGUCAAAUAUUUCAGCCUAUACCGAUAAUAUUCACUUUGUUUAAGGCAAUAAAUUGAGUAAUAUUGUGGUACUCCGAUAGUGAACAGUUGAGCUGCGCAGAGAGUUCAAUUCAGUCGAAGCUUGAGCGAGGAGAAGACAGUCGCGGCUAGACCCUGUUCGUGCUUUGAAUAUGCCCAAUUUUAUAUACUGUUGCAUACCAAAACCGUCGGUUCGAUGGUGAAAAGAAAGAAGACAUCAUCUGCUGUCGAAGAGCAUGAAAAUGGGAUGACAGUUGGGCUGAGAGACGGCAUCGGUGUCGAUGGCCCGAAUAAUUCGGGCAGAAAGCUUGAAGGUUGUGACGAGGAGGAGAGCGGAGAUCAGGGGAGCGAGGAGCGUAGUACAAAGAGAGACGAAGUGGAAAUUCUUAAUCCUUCAACUACGGGUUGCUCCAGUUCAGCACCGGUUAUUACCACCUCCGUAUCGAACCCAUCUGGACCUUGCUCGAGCCGACAGCCCCCGUCCUCGACAACACCCACCCCACCGAAUCACGACCAGCAUCAUUUUUUGAGAUCCAGCGUUCGACCGCCGAGCAAACGAAUCCGGAAGGAUUCCAUCGCCCCAACUAUCAAUGGUCACAGCGGGGCAAAAUCGAAAGGGUCAGAGAAUGGUCCCUCUCACCAAGUGUCAGCUGGUCACUCCGGCUCCACGUCAGGCUCUAUGGGGCCCUCGGGUAAGGCGGCCCCUAGAGGCCAAGGACCCGGGGUCAAGGAGGAGCCGGUGGGCAGCCAAAAGAGACCCCGGAGACAGUGGGAGUCCUGGAGUGCAGAGGACAAGAACAGCUUCUUCGAAGGGCUCUACGAGCAUGGGAAGGACUUUGAGGCGAUCCAGACGAACAUAGCUUUGAAGCAUAAGAAGAAGGGGAAGCCAGCCAGCAUGGUGAAGAACAAAGAGCAAGUUCGACACUUCUACUACCGCACCUGGCACAAGAUCUCCAAGCACAUCGACUUCGCCAACGUGUACUCUCGUGUGCUGAAGAAGUCUUCUCAGGAGCUGUAUGGUCUCAUCUGCUACGCUGAACUCAGGAAGAAGGUUGGAGGAUUGAUGGACGAUAAGAACGUGGCCAAGCUUAACGAGCUCAUCCAACAGGGGGCCACCACGGUGCGUUCUAAAGGCAGGAACCUACGCAUCAAAGCUCCCAUGUGCCGUGCGCUCAAGAGGCUAUGUGACCCAGAUGGAGUGAGUGAUGAAGAAGACCAGAAGCCUGUGCGUCUACCUCUGAAGGUUGCCGUGGAGCUGCAGCCGCGUAGCAACCACUCCUGGGCCCGUGUUCAGAGUCUUGCCCAUAAUCCCCGCCUCAGGAUGGUGGUAGAGCUACAUAGGAAGGUGUCCAGCCUGAUUGAGUUCCUGAAACAGAAGUGGGCCGUCCAGGACCAGCGGAUCCUGAAGAGCCUGCAGGAGCGCGAGGCGUUAGGGGGAACCCAGCAGCACAGUGGUAGCGGCAGCCCUGCUCUCCCCUGUAGAGAAGAUGAGGACCUGUUCCUAUACCCAGCUGAGACCAGCACCUUGACCCCCCUGCCCAGCGUAGCCCGUGUGGUUCACUCCAAGGCCUCCUGCACUGUCCACUGGCAGGAGAGUGGCAAGCCCCGGCCCGGCCCCAAGGAGUUGAUCCCCACCGCCCAGAUUCUGGGCAUCCAGGGCGCCCCGCUCCUCCUCCCCCGGGGGGGCAUGGCCAAACCUGGACGUGGCGGUGGGGAUGCUCGGCGUGUUGGGGUUGAGACCCCCAUAUCCACACCUGAAGGAGGAACGUUGGGAGGGGGAGCAGGGCCAGAGCACAAGAAUCUGAACCAGAUAACAUCUCCUAUACCUCCACUUCCUCCUCCUUCGUCUUCGCUGCUGUUGUCUAUGACUCAGAUACAGGAGGGUGGUGUAGCCGCGGGGCAGGUGGAACAGGAGAAGGGGCUGGGGGAAGGACCAGGGGUAGGGGAGGCCUUGGGGGCCAAGGGAGGAGAUGGGGACUCCAUUUCUCAGGACCAGGGGGGUAGUUCUUGCUCUGCAACUGUUCCGUACAGGCUUGAAGAGCGGACCACAGGGGUAAAUGGCAGUGACGGUGCCUCUCCAGAGAGGAACUCCCUCCCCCUGUUGGACCCCCUGGUUCCCACCACACCUCCACCGGCACUGCGACAGGUGGAGGACGUCCCUCCAGACCAGGGGCAGGGGAGCGCAGCAGCCCCAGGAAAGGAAGAGUCUGGUGGGGUUGGUGGUGGAGGAGGAAGCAGCACACCAACCCUGGUGUCCUGUGGUCGGUCGGCCCAGCGGAUCUGUGAUGAGGGCUGGAGCUCGCGAGGGUCAGACAGCAACGUGACUCUGGCAGAGCUGUACCUGAUGCUGGGGAAACCUGGGAAACUGCAGCUGGAGUACGAGUGGCAGCCGGCUGCUGUUGCAAUCCCGGAGAUGGGGGACGAGGGGCUACAGGGACCAGGGCAGACAUGCCCACAGCUACAGUCACCACGCCCCUUGCCCCCGCCCUCCACCCACCGCGUCCUGCGCUGUCUGCUCCGGCUGGUGUCAUCAGAGGUCAAUCCCAAACCUGCCCCAGAGCUGUGCUCCACAGCCACGUCUCCGGUAAAGCCAUCCCAGGAGGAACAGUCCCUCACCCCCCCAGGCAAGGCCCCGGCUGUGGGGGUACGGAGCCCCAACUGUGGACGACCACAGCCCCUGGGGGUCCGAGCGACAAAGCUGAUGUUACCAAACACUGGGUCCUCCGGUCGUAACCUCCCGCGGUCUCUGCUGGUGUCUGCGGGGGACUCAGAUGGUGGGGUGUUUGCCGUUCCCACCACCCUGCCCCCCAACAGCUCCCGACACUCCCGCAUGUUCUCUCCCAACAAGGAGGCCGAGCUCGCCUUCCGACAACAGCUCGACUCAAUCAACAUGCAGUCAGACAUUUUCCUGCCGAAACAAAGGAAAAACCGAAGCCGGCCACUUAGAAAGCCCCUCGUGGUCCAGAGAACUCUGCUCCCCCGCACCACUGGAGACACUCCUCAACACGUCUGCUCCUUCUCCAUCCUAUCCAACUCAUCUGCCACAGGAACAGGCUCCUUCCGGCCAAUCCAGCCCCGUCUCUCUCCCUCCACCCGUCCCCUCCUCCCCAGAACUCCGCCUAUUACCUCUGGCCCUGGGAUGUCCAGUCAGCUCUCCAGUGCCAUUGACCUGGCAGCCAAGUCAGCAGGCAUCAUCCCAGGCAGCCCCUGUCGAGAGCUGGAGGCCCCCAGUCCAGACGGAAGGCCCAUCUCAACCUCUCACCCUGGAGUGGUGUAUGCUGGUCCUGGUCCUCCCCAGCCACAGCUCCUCCAGCAGGCCUCUGAGGUUUCGCUGCAGAACGGCCUCCCCCCUCCGUCUCCAGGAGUAGCAGGUGACUCGCUCCUCUCCCCGCCCAGCGUGGCUUCUCUGCUGGACAUCUCUCUCCCGGGACCCCCAGAGGAAGCGAUGGCUCCUGGAGGGCCACAAACACACAUCAGUGACUCAAUCAUUGAGCUGGCCAUCAACUCGGCACACUACGGUGAUGAGGCAUCCCUCUCUCCUGCCAAGCUGAAUGGUAGUGAGUGCUCUAAGCUCCUACCCUGUACCUCAGUCAGCCCCUCCAGAGGCUGGAUCCCUUCCCCCAGCCACGACCCUCAGUGGUACCCCAACGACUCCACUGACUCUUCAUUUGGCUGCCUGCUUUCGAGCCUGGUGUCCCCUGAUAAGGGCAGACGAAGCUCCCUGACUCCCUCUGGCCCCUCCAGUGGAACAGCCCUCCUCGGACCCAGAUUUCUGGACUGCAACUCCCAUGAUUCCUUUCAGUCCCGCGGCCUGCCAGACGUAGCGGAGGUAGACACCCAGCUGGCCUGCAUGAUGAGUGAGAGCAGCGUGGAUUACAUCGCCCGCUUCAACGAUUUGGCACAGGAGCUGGCUGUCACAGAGCCGCACCUCACACCCUCAUAAAUUUGAAAUAAUCUGGGGCAGGGUUUAGGAUCUGUCUGUCACAGAGUUGCCCCUCCCACUCCUUCAGAAGUGCAAGGAUUUUGGGGGUGGAGAGACACUCCUUCACCUAUAUAGUUUGUGAAAGAAAGUGCAAUAACCAAGGCCAUUGGCCUGAACAGAAGAAGCACUCAGAUCUACCUUGGCACAGUCCAACUGGAACAGGUUUAAGCUCUUUGAUGGUUUCUAAUGGGUUCCGAAAUGGUUUAUUCUGGUUCUGAAGGCCUGUGGACCGGUUUUAACUGGUUCUGAUUGGUUUGGAAUCGAUUUCAACUGAUUCUGAUGGGUUCCAUCUGGCUUGUUUGUUUGGACCAUUCUGUCUGUUCUGCCUAGCGAGCCACCCUUUAAAAAAAAAAUUAAAAAAAACUUAAAAUAUGAAUCCCGUUUACAAAACACAACCUCAUGUAAAGAAAAAAACAAUGCCAUAUAUGAACAAAAGACGGGGUCUGUCCUUGUCCUCUUGUCUCCCUCUUCCCUCUGAGAAAUAUCAAACCGAAGACAUUUGAAUGCAAAAUGUAAAUGUCAGACAAACUUGAAAAUAACUACUGAUGAACUUCUGAACUGCUGGUAGCGUGUCCUUCUCCGUCUUGUCAGUUUAAUACGUCCACGUGAACUAACACCACUUAAUAAUUUAAUCUGUUGAAACUGAACAAGCCAUAUGAGUGGAACUGAUAUGCAUUUGUAUCCCAGGCCAAGCAUUCGUGUCCCUCCCUCCAUAUCAAUGCAAAAAAGUUUGACUCCACUUGAACAUCUACUCCAACUCACCCUGUGUUUUCUUCUCAACCAAUGCUUUGAAACUUCCUAAAAGCUCAUUUCAGUUUUCUGUAGCAAAGUGUUUUGUAACUUUGCGCCCUACUGAAUGCAACCCUUGUGUGCUUUUGUUUAACACCACACGGCACUCUAUCCUAUGAUGCCUGGUUGGUUGUCAGUCGAGGGGUGUGUUUGAGGUCCCCAGCUGACUAAAGGAUCAAUCGUAUUACGAGGGUUUUUAGACACAGAAAUAUGGUCACGCUCCAGGAUGACUAAAUUGGAGAUGUUGCAUUGCAUCAACCAAUGUUUGUAUCAUCAACUAUGCAGUCCGGCAUCAGAUUACUACGCUCGAGUUCCUGCCUGACUACAUUGCAGCAAAUGCCAGAAAUUAUGAAGCUUGUUUCCAGGACUAUCUGUGUCCAAAAUGGCACCCUAUUUCCUAUAUAGUGCGCUGCUUUUGACCAGAGCCUAUAGGGCCCAGGUCAAAAGAAGUAUGCUAUGUA
Molecule: messenger RNA, 5972 nt
Organism: Oncorhynchus mykiss (rainbow trout)
Lineage: Eukaryota; Metazoa; Chordata; Actinopteri; Salmoniformes; Salmonidae
Gene: cramp1
Product: cramped chromatin regulator 1
Biological process (GO): pattern specification process
Cellular component (GO): nucleus
Molecular function (GO): chromatin binding
Source: RefSeq, a predicted model, not a curated record